Corylus avellana is the source of this 672-nucleotide messenger RNA. RefSeq names its product dirigent protein 25-like. The record is from RefSeq and is a predicted model, not a curated record. Lineage: Eukaryota; Viridiplantae; Streptophyta; Magnoliopsida; Fagales; Betulaceae.
CAAUCUCCUUAUCCCAACCAUCCACUGUCGUUCUUCAUGCAUGAGAUACUUGGCGGCUCAAACCCGUCGGCUGAAGCUGUGAGUGGCGUCGUCAGCAAUCCGGCAGUCAACGGUCAAGUCCCCUUCGCCAAGCCCAACGGAGCCGUCCUCCCAGUUAACAACGGCGUUCCCCAAAACAACGGAAUUAAUAUCAAUAACAACAACAUCCCCUUCCUCACCGGCCUCAGCGGAAACACUCCCAACGUUAUCCAAAACAACGGUAACAUUCCCAACGGGAUCAACGGGGCCCAGCUCCCCGCGGGAAUAACGCUCCAGAAGCUUAUGUUCGGGACAUUAUCGGUGUUUGAUAAUGAGCUGACCGAAGGGCAUGAGCUCGGAUCAGGUUUGGUCGGAAAGGCGCAGGGCUUUUACGUAGCAAGCUCGGAAGACGGAACCAGCCAGACCAUGGCUUUCACGACCAUGUUUGAGAGCGGUGGUUACGCCGACAGCCUCAGCUUCUUUGGGGUUCAUCGAAUUGCUGUGUCGGAAUCCCAGCUUGCUGUCAUGGGAGGAACUGGAAAGUAUGUCAACGCUAAGGGCUAUGCCACGGUGAAGACUUUUCCGGCUACAAACCAGCAAAAUAAUGGUGGAGUGGAGACUCUUCUGCAGUUCACUCUGUAUCUUACUUACUAG